Messenger RNA from Mytilus trossulus (common blue mussel), 1434 nucleotides. RefSeq names its product isatin hydrolase-like. Lineage: Eukaryota; Metazoa; Mollusca; Bivalvia; Mytilida; Mytilidae. Gene Ontology annotation, molecular function: arylformamidase activity. The record is from RefSeq and is a predicted model, not a curated record. The coding region runs from base 266 to 1141 and encodes 291 amino acids. The transcript is spliced from 2 exons.
AGCCAGAUGGAAUUUAUCUAUGAGAACCUUGACCCCAGAACUUUUCACUUCGCACUUUAUAUCAUAUGUAUUAUAAUGAAGAAAUGGAACGCGAUAGGAACACCGAGAAUAGAUAACCGUCCAUAAAAAGAAACCUUAGUUAGCAUUUUUUCUGCAAUAAUUCGGAGACAGUGAUAUCUAUCUUUUGUACGAGUUUGAUGAACCCAUCUGUUUUCGUUUAUACAUCUUACUUUCAGAUAUACAGAGAACAUCUUUUCUCUAAAAAAUGGACAUAUGUAAAAUAGUUUUUGUAAUAUGUUUUGCGACUGGUAUACAUUGUAAUCCGUUAUUUCCGUAUGAUUUAGUCGACUUGACAAGAAAUCUGGGACCAGAUUCAAUAUACUAUCCAACAUUAGGAGGAUAUGAAAAAGUUAUUGAACUCAAAGGAAGUAAAGAAUACGGUCACUGGGUAUAUUCUAACGUACUUAAGAUGACAGAACACGUCGGUACCCAUAUGGAUGCCCCAAGUCAUUUCAACAAAGUCGGAUGGAAUAUGCAUCAAAUACCAAUCAAUAAAAUGGUAGGUCCAGGGGUCAUUGUCAAUGUCAAGGAAAAGGCGCGAAAUAAUCCGGACUAUCGGAUAUCAAUAAAUGAUAUAAAAGAAUGGGAAGAAAAAUAUGGAAAAAUACCUGAUGGGGCAAUGUUAAUAAUGAAUUCGGGAUGGGAUGCAAAAUACCCCGACAAAAACAAGGUUUAUGGCACGAGGAAUAUAUCAGAUCUUUCCUCUUUUCAUCACCCAGGUUGGCACGAGGAUACAAUUUCUUGGGUUAUAUCUAAUAGACACAUACUUUUCAUCGGAACAGAUGCUCCAUCAUUUGAUUAUGGACAGUCUACUACAUUUCCAGUACAUGUUUUAACUUCAAAAGAAAAUAUAUCUGGUUUGGAGAACGUUGCCAAUUUGGAUAGAAUUCCACCUAGCGGAUCAAUUAUCUCUGCCGCAGGAAUGAAAACUAUUGAAGGAAGUGGAGGACCUCUCAGACUUUAUGCCAUGGUUCCAAAUUCUGGUGCUUACAAUAGUGCAGUGACAAUCGGAACAUCUAACAUGCUACUUGUUGUUAUUGGUACAUGUAUGACUAUACUUAUCAACCUGCAUCACUUUUAGAAAAUUAGAUUUAGAUAACUGUUACUGUAACAGUAUCUGUCGUUUUUAUUAGGUGAAACACAUAGAAAGAAUUGCAUGAAUUUUGAUACUAUUGAAGGAGUUUAUUUUAACUCUUUUUAAACUAUAAUGAAACCGUGCGGAAUCAGUGGUGUAGAGUCUGGAUUGUUCAAAUAAAAUUUAAAGCUGCAAAAAUAAAAAUGUAUAUUUCAUAUAUAAGAAAAGUGGAGAGUACAUCAAGGGACUAUUCAAAAAUCCCAAGUUGAAGAAUUACAGAAUACACCGUAGUCAUAAUA